Messenger RNA from Parnassius apollo (apollo), 3945 nucleotides. The record is from the annotation of a GenBank genome assembly. Lineage: Eukaryota; Metazoa; Arthropoda; Insecta; Lepidoptera; Papilionidae.
AUGUGCAGCAAGGAUCAGAUCACUCACAUCCUCGGGAAGAUCAAUGUGGGCCUCCCGUCUUGGUCGCGCAGCGUGGAGGUCGCGGAGGCGGCUCGCGCGCGCCUCGUGCGCUGGGCAUGCGGCGAGCCCCCCGCCGAGCUCGAGCCGCCCAGGAAGAAGAUGCCGCACGCUCUGCGCCGCCGCUGGCCGCUCUGUCCCUGCUUCCAGAAUGACGAGCCCCCGGAGAUCACAUACUGUGUGGUGGGCGGCGAGGGCGGCCUGGCGCUGCAGGCUGUCACCCCAACACACCCGAUGCCGCCGCAGGAUGAGCUGGAUGCCAAAUUCGCGGAGCUGGUGGAGGAGCUGGACCUGACGGCAGUGAACAAGGCAGCCAUGAUGGAACUGCCAGCGGCGAAGAAAUGGCAGAUCUACUGCAGCCGCAGGCCGCCACCAGGGGCCCCUCCACUCGCGAGUGCGCCACAAGUCGAGGAGUAUAUCAAAGCUCUUAACGAGAUCGCUAACGCCUUUUCUUCCGCCGAAGGCGUCCCUCCAGCUGAGGCCUGUGCACUGGUUGAUGGAUUAAAAACGGCUCUGCGAACAAGAGCGCACAGCUUUGUACUUCGUUUCAUCCAACAGGGCGGUCUCACAUCCUUACUGGAGGCUCUGCAAAGAGCCCCGAGGGAUGAUGCUGUCACCAGACACAAUCUCAUUGCCGCCAUAAAGGCUCUGAUGAACAACUCCACCGGCCGAGCACACGUGUUGGCACACCCUACAAGCAUCGACCUGAUAGCUCAAUCUUUGGACACGGAGAAUGUGAAGACCAAAGUUGCAGCCCUCGAGAUAUUGGGCGCUGUUUGUCUUGUACCCGGGGGACAUAAAAAGGUGUUGGAAGCAAUGGUCCACUAUCAAAAAUAUGCGGGUGAGCGUGCCCGUUUCCAGGGCAUCGUUAACGAACUGGACCGUAGCACGGGCGCAUACCGGGACGACUUAGGACUCAAGACCGCCAUAUUGUCAUUCGUCAAUGCAGUGUUGAAUUACGGCCCUGGCGAGGAUAGUCUUGAGUUCCGUCUGCAUUUGCGAUACGAGCUGCUUAUGUUGGGAAUACAGCCUGUUAUCGAAAAGCUGCGCAAAUACGAAAAUGAGACCCUCGACCGUCACAUCGAAUUCUUCGAGAUGGUGCGCAACGAGGACGAGCGCGAGCUGGCGCGGCGCUUCGACAAGCAGCACGUGGACAGCAAGAGCGCGGCCGCCAUGUUCGAGCUGCUGCGCCGCAAGCUCACGCACACCGCCGCCUACCCGCACCUGCUGUCGCUGCUGCAGCACAUGCUGCUGCUUCCGCUGGAGUACAGCCCGCACUCGCAACACUGGCUGCUGCUGGACCGCGUGGCGCAGCAGCUCGUGCUGCAGCAGGCCGCGCCCACCAGCCGCGCCGCCAGCGACCGCGGCAGCCUCAGCGACGAGCAAGCCGACUCGCACACCCUGUACCCCACAGCAGCCGACUCGCACAAGGUACCGCAACCCUACGUACGAGUAGGUGUAAGUGUGCAGUGCAUUACGCUUGAGGACCGCGGCGACUUCAGCGACAAGCAAGCCGACUCGCACAAGGUAUCGCAACCCUACGUACGAGUAGAUGUAAGUGUGCAGUGCAGUACGCUGGCGGUUGCUGGACCGCGUGGCGAAUCAGCUCGUGCUGCAGCAGGCCACGCCCGCCAGCCGCGCCGCCAGCGUCCGCGGCAGCCUCAGCGACGAGCAAGCCGACUCGCACAAGUACGCUGGCUGCUACUUGACCGCGUGGCGCAGCAGCUCUUGUUGCAGCAGGCCGCGCCAGUCAGCUGCGCCGCCAGUGACCGCGGCAGCCUCAGCGACGAGCAAGCCGACUCGCACAAGGUCUAUGAUCCCGACAUUGCCCCUCUGGAAAUCAACGUGGGUGAAAUCGUUCAUCUCUUGGCGAAGGAAGAGGAACUUGUUGCUGCGCGAACAAAAGCAGAAAACCUGGAGAGGGAGAAUGUUGAUUUGGCGACCGAGUUGGCUAAAAAGGAGAAGCAACUGGACGAGCAGACUCAAGAGAGGGAAGAGUUGGAGGGAGUCGUCAACAGACUGAAGGAAAGGCUGGAGAGGGAGACGGCCACACACAUGGAAUGCAAGGAGAGGGCGCAUCAGCUGGAGCAACAGGUAACCGAGGGAAUGUGGAACGCUGAGAAGAAAAGCUACGAGCUGAGUCACGAGAGGGCUGAAAGAUCCAGGUUCGAGAAACUAGUCAGUGAGGGCAGUAUACCGGAUGAUGCCAAGGUGAGCAACUUGAAGAGUGCGGUCAUAGAGUGGUGCGGCGCGCCGCCACCGCCACCGCCUCCGAGUUGUCGUGCCGCGCCUCCCCCACCCGCACCCCCCGCGCCUCCCCCACCCGCAGCCCCCGUGCCCGCCCCUCCACCAACACCUCGCCCCAAGAAAAACGUCCCCACGCCCGGGAACCCCCUCAAGAGCUUCAACUGGAGCAAGCUGCCCGACGCUAAGCUGCACGGCACCAUAUGGCAGGAGCUCGACGACACGCGCCUUUACUCGGCCAUCGAUUUGCACACGAUCGACAGGAUGUUCUGCGCGUAUCAGAAGAACGGCGUUCAUAAUGAUGGUUCAGUUGAAGAUCUAAGGCAAACGGGUUCGAAACCUAGAACUAAAAUCCUUACCGUGAUCGACGGUCGACGUGCUCAAAACUGUACGAUACUACUAUCCAAGCUUAAGAUGACUGACGAAGAAAUUUGUCGAGCGAUCUUGCGUAUGGAUAAGGACGAACAGCUGCCAAUCGAUAUGGUCGAACAGUUAUUGAAAUUCACACCGAGCGCUGAGGAAGCGGCGUUGUUGGAAGAACAUCAAGACGAGCUGGAAAAUAUGGCGCGUGCUGACCGUUUCCUUUACGAAAUUUCCAAAAUACCCCACUACUCGGAACGUGUCCGCACGCUGCUAUUCAAGAAGAAGUUCGCGGGCGCCGCGGCCGAGGCCACGAGCCGCGCCUCCGUCGUACUGCGCGCCGCGCGUGACAUGACGCGCUCGCGCAGGCUGCGCGCCUUACUGGAAAUCGUACUGGCCCUGGGGAACUACAUGAAUCGCGGUGCUCGCGGCAAUGCGUCCGGCUUCAGAUUAACGUCGCUCAACAAACUGGCCGACACCAAGUCCAGUGUAACUCGAAACACAACGCUGCUACAUUUUCUAGUCGAGUUGCUGGAGACACAGUUCAAGGACGUGCUGCUGCUGGAGGAGGACCUGCCACAUGUGCGCGCUGCCGCCAAGGUGUGCGCAGAGCAGCUGGAGCGCGACGUGGCGGCGCUGCGCGGCGGCCUGCGUGAGGUGGCGCGCGAGCUGGAGUACCUGGCGCCGCGCGCGCCGCACCCGCACGAUGCCUUCCUGCCCGUCAUGCGCGACUUCCACGCGCACGCCGGCUGCGCUGUCACGCAGCUUGAGGACCUGUUCCAGGACAUGAAGAGCCGUUUAGAAGCGUGCGCGCACGCGUUCGGCGAGGAGCCGAGCACUUCGCCCGAGCAACUGUUCGGUGCGAUGGACGCGUUCCUCACGCAGCUGGCCGAGGCGCGCGCCGAGUGCGACGCGGCGCGCCGGCGCAGGGACGAGGAGGAGCGCAGGACCAGGCACGAGCAGGAGUUAAAGAAACGUACAAUGGAGCGUAAACAAGCAUCAAGUCUACUAAGUUCCGUUGGAAAAUCUCUAGGGAAAGCAAAUAAUGCCACGGACUGCAAUGGCCAUCAAAAUGGCGACGGCUCCCGUGACGGGACACUAACGAACGGACAGAAAGGCGAAUUUGACGACCUCAUAUCCGCGUUGCGGACGGGCGAUGUAUUUGGUGACGAUGUUGCCAAGUUUAAAAGGUCCCGAAAAGCUUCCAAAGCUUCCCACAAAGGACGAGACUCCCCACCGAGAGGAGUGUGCAGAGAGGACUCGAGGGAGAGACAGAAGAAUUGA